This is a messenger RNA of Musca vetustissima, 1949 nucleotides long. RefSeq names its product polycomb protein PHO. The record is from RefSeq and is a predicted model, not a curated record. Bases 42 to 1949 code for a protein of 635 amino acids. Gene Ontology annotation, molecular function: RNA polymerase II cis-regulatory region sequence-specific DNA binding; DNA-binding transcription factor activity, RNA polymerase II-specific. Lineage: Eukaryota; Metazoa; Arthropoda; Insecta; Diptera; Muscidae. Gene Ontology annotation, biological process: regulation of transcription by RNA polymerase II. The transcript has a single exon. Gene Ontology annotation, cellular component: transcription regulator complex; PcG protein complex.
AAUUAAUUCCAUCAAGUACACAAUUAUAGAGUGGUCACAUAAUGAACAUCCACAAUUUCGCUUUGGGCUCUGGCAGCUCGGCGCCUAUUGUGAAUAAUCUCUCGUUGGCUUCUGCUGCAGUACCAGUGACACAUAGUGCUACAACAUCACCUCUAUACUUUACACACAUCUUACCUCCAUCCACGACCAUCAUUGAACAGCCGUACACGUCCGAUUUGGAGGAGCCCAUUACCACCUGUGGCCCCGUGGGUGAGAGUUUUCUCAUCGAGGAAAUAAUCGAUGAUCGGGACGAGGAGGGCAACAUUGUUGUCGAUCCGGGUGAAUUUUUCAUAUCGGGUGAUAACAUCCAAUACUAUGCAGUUCCUGAACCUAUGCCACCACAAAUGAUUAUGCAGCCCUCGCCUGCAGAUGCCCUACAGGCCUUUGCCGAGAGCGUUAAUGUCGGCGAAAGCGUCAUUCUGCCCACAAACUCGACACAAGUGUUUGACCAGUAUGUAGCGGCGCAACUGAACUUGGGAGCCGCCCAAUUCGGUAUGCCAGCCGCAAUGAUCCCUUCGCAUGUCAAAAUGGAACAGCCCGAUGCCAAUGAAUUGUCGAAAGUCGUAAAGCAAGAAGUGCCCGAACGGAAUCAUAUGCUCUGUAGCAAAGAACGCAAGGAGAAACUGUUGCAGAACAGCCAGCGGAAGAAGCCGCACACGGCCAAGCGAUGGAAACAAACCAAAGUACCGAUUCGAAUAACGCAGGAUGAGUUCAAUGUUACCUUAUGGUCGGCAUUAAAUUCCGAGGAUGAGGAUGAAGAGGAUCAGGUCGUGGACGACGAAGAGCAUUUGGCGGAACAACAUUUAACAACAGUUCAGGAAAACACUACCGAUUCCACAGAGGACAAUCAACAGUCCAUUGGCGAAUCAGAUACCACAAACAGAAUGCUGCUCGAGGAGUCCAGCAGCAUGAUGCAUGUAAACGAAGGACUGUCACCCUCGGAAUAUGUCAUUGUCCCUGACCCGUUCACUGGUGACAUCGUCGAAGAAGAAGUACAAACCGCAGGCGCUGUGGAAGACAUCAAGUGUGAAGAUACCUCAUUACAAAACACCGAAUAUCAAUUGCCGAUGGUGGCACCGUCACCGCCACAUCCGCAGGAACUCUUACAGCCCAAAGAAGAGAAACAGCCACAGUUUGCCGCAACCAGCACCUCCAGCCGCAAUCUUCAACUAGUUGAUCUGACACAGCUAAUUACCUUCAAACAAGAGAAUUCUAUGGGAGACGGCAUGGGUCCGACGGUGAAACUGAAAGGAUCCCAAAAUCUGAAUAAGCAGCAAAGGAAGUCUCAUGCGUCGAUCAGCAAUGUCGUUACAACGGUGGCAGCCGCACCGUCCCCACCAGUAGCAUCCACAGCGCAACAAACGCCUGCAACAACACAGCCAUCGAGUAUUGUUUCCACAACAACCACCGCCUCAGGAACAGUCACAGUUUUCCGUUGCACAUAUCGCGAUUGCAACAAAGAAUUUCGCAACCAUUCUGCCAUGCGCAAGCACUCAGCCACUCAUGGUCCGCGCGGCCAUGUGUGUGCCGAAUGCGGCAAGUCGUUCGUUGAAAGUUCAAAACUGAAGAGACAUCAACUGGUGCACACGGGCGAGAAGCCAUUCGAGUGCACAUUCGAAGGUUGUGGCAAACGCUUCUCCCUCGAUUUCAACCUCCGCACCCAUGUGCGCAUACACACUGGCGACCGACCAUAUCACUGUCCCAUCGAGGGAUGUCACAAAUGCUUUGCUCAGUCUACCAAUUUGAAGAGUCAUAUGUUGACCCAUUCCAAGCCCAAAAGAAAAUGGCCGCGACCAGUAAGUAACAAGCCGAUCAUAGCACGCUAUGGCCGCUUAGAAUUGGGAGAAGAUCCAAAUGUGGUAUAUUUGGGGACAGACGAACAAUAUGGUACUAUUUUAGAGAAUUCAUAA